Molecule: messenger RNA, 1819 nt
Organism: Anopheles stephensi (Asian malaria mosquito)
Lineage: Eukaryota; Metazoa; Arthropoda; Insecta; Diptera; Culicidae
Exons: 9
Coding region: 14-1762 (582 amino acids)
Source: RefSeq, a predicted model, not a curated record
UUUCGGGUGGAAAAUGUGUCGCUUUGGGUUUGUUAUAAAACACGAUAUUUGGGUCAAACGAUCACAGUUCACUUGCAACGUUUUCGCGAUCAAAUCCAAUCAAUCGGAGCACUCAACUGUAAACAUGAAGGGAUUCAUCGCGAUCGCUGUCCUGGCUCUGGCCGCUGUCUCCAACGGAUCAUACCUGCCAGCUGUGCAGUCGGUCCUUCCGUACUCCUACAGCUCAGGACUCUAUGGUCUGAACGGCUAUGAUGGACUGGGCCAUUACUCUGGACUAGCUGGACUGGGAUACCCCUCGGUGCUGGAUCAUGGACUGUCCUACCCGUACUCGGCCGCUCUCCCGUACUCUGUCUACAACAACGGUCUGUAUGGAGGAUACUACGGCGCCAAGGUCGCUCCGACUGUGGUCCAGGCCAACGUCAACACUCUGAAGACGGUCAGCCCUCUGGGUCUGUAUGGAGGAUACUACGGUGCCAAGGUCGCUCCGACUGUGGUCCAGGCCAACGUCAACACUCUGAAGACGGUCAGCCCUCUGGGUCUGUAUGGAGGAUACUACGGUGCCAAGGUCGCUCCGACUGUGGUCCAGGCCAACAUCAACACCCUGAAGACGGUCAGCCCUCUAGGUCUUUAUGGAGGAUACUACGGUGCCAAGGUCGCUCCGACUGUGGUCCAGGCCAACGUUAACACUCUGAAGACGGUCAGCCCGCUGGGUCUGUAUGGAGGAUACUACGGCGCCAAGGUCGCUCCGACUGUGGUCCAGGCCAACGUCAACACCCUGAAGACGGUCAGCCCUCUGGGUCUGUAUGGAGGAUACUACGGCGCCAAGGUCGCUCCGACUGUCGUCCAGGCCAACGUCAACACCCUGAAGACGGUCAGCCCUCUGGGUCUGUAUGGAGGAUACUACGGCGCCAAGGUCGCUCCGACUGUGGUCCAGGCCAACGUCAACACUCUGAAGACGUUCAGCCCUCUGGGUCUGUAUGGAGGAUACUACGGCGCCAAGGUCGCUCCGACUGUAGUCCAGGCCAACGUCAACACCCUGAAGACGGUCAGCCCGCUGGGUCUGUAUGGAGGAUACUACGGCGCCAAGGUCGCUCCGACUGUCGUCCAGGCCAACGUCAACACUCUGAAGACGGUCAGCCCUCUGGGUCUGUAUGGAGGAUACUACGGCGCCAAGGUCGCUCCGACUUUGGUCCAGGCCAACGUCAACACUCUGAAGACGGUCAGCCCUCUGGGUCUGUAUGGAGGAUACUACGGCGCCAAGGUCGCUCCGACUGUGGUCCAGGCCAACGUCAACACCCUGAAGACGAUCAGCCCUCUGGGUCUGUAUGGAGGAUACUACGGCGCCAAGGUCGCUCCGACUGUGGUCCAGGCCAACGUCAACACUCUGAAGACGGUCAGCCCUCUGGGUCUGUAUGGAGGAUACUACGGUGCCAAGGUCGCUCCGACUGUGGUCCAGGCCAACGUCAACACCCUGAAGACGGUCAGCCCUCUGGGUCUGUAUGGAGGAUACUACGGCGCCAAGGUCGCUCCGACUGUGGUUCAGGCCAACGUCAACACCCUGAAGACGGUCAGCCCUCUGGGUCUGUAUGGAGGAUACGGUGUGGAGCACGGAUACGGUCUGGGUCACGGAUAUGGCUACGGAUACAACAACUACCUCCCAGUCCAGGCUCAUGCUGUGAAGUACGUUGCUGCCAAUCCGGGAGCCGUCCAUGUGGCCCCUCUCCCAGGACAUCUAGUCAACCAGAAGUCUAUUGUUGCUUAAGUGGACAGAUUGUCUAAAUAUUGUAAAUAUAGUGAUUGGUUUGGAACUUGGUAAAAA